CCCAUCCCCGCGCCGCCGCCUGCGGCUGUCUGUCCCCUCCCGCCGGACGGACGCCGGACGCCGGACGCCGGGCUGAGGCAACCUCGCACGCGCUCGCCCCGGGCUGCUCGGAACCGCUGCCAUGAAGCCGGCGAGAACUAAGACACCCAGGAAAUUGAUGGUGAAAAAAGGCUCCCAGACAAGCCUGAAAGACCCGGUUGGGGUGUACUGCCGGGUGCGCCCACUGGCCUUUCCUGACCAGGAGUGCUGCAUAGAGGUGAUCAACAACACGACCAUCCAGCUGCACACCCCGGAGGGCUACAGGCUCAACCGGAAUGGGGACUAUAAGGAGACGCAGUAUACUUUCAAACAGGUAUUCGGAACGUACACCACCCAGAAGGAGCUGUUUGAUGUUGUGGCGAAUCCCUUAGUAGACAACCUUAUUCAUGGCAAAAAUGGUCUCCUUUUCACAUAUGGCGUCACCGGCAGUGGAAAGACACACACCAUGACCGGCUCCCCGGGGGAGGGAGGACUGCUUCCUCGCUGCUUGGGCAUGAUCUUCAACAGCAUAGGCCGGUUUCAAGCUAAGCGAUAUGUUUUUAAAUCUAAUGAUAGGAACAGCAUGGACAUACAGUCUGAAAUUGAUGCUUUAUUAGAACGACAGAAAAGAGACACCAUGCCCAACCCAAAGACCCCCUCCAGCAAACGACAAGUAGAUCCAGAGUUUGCAGAUAUGAUAAAUGUACAGGAAUUUUGCAAAGCAGAAGUUGAUGAAGACAGUGUUUAUGGUGUAUUUGUCUCCUAUAUCGAAAUAUAUAACAAUUAUAUCUAUGAUCUUUUGGAAGAGACGCCGUUUGAUCCCAUAAAGCCAAAGUGGAACAGUUGCAGCACACCCAUGAGGAACACUGAGUUUGUAAUUCCUCAAUCUAAAGUGCUUCGUGAAGAUAUGAACCGUAACAUGUAUGUUGCAGGAUGUACAGAAGUAGAAGUGAAAUCAACAGAGGAGGCCUUUGAAGUUUUCUGGAGAGGCCAGAAGAAGAGGCGCAUUGCGAACACCCACUUGAAUCGCGAGUCCAGCCGUUCACAUAGUGUAUUCAACAUUAAAUUGGUUCAGGCGCCCUUGAAUGCAGAUGGAGACAAUGUCCUACAGGAGAAAGAACAAAUCUCUAUAAGCCAGCUGUCCUUGGUAGAUCUCGCUGGAAGCGAAAGAACUAACCGGACAAAAGCAGAAGGAAAUAGGUUACGUGAAGCAGGAAACAUUAAUCAGUCAUUGAUGACGCUGAGGACCUGCAUGGAGGUCCUGAGAGAGAAUCAAAUGUGUGGAACCAACAAGAUGGUUCCGUACCGAGACUCAAAGUUGACCCAUCUGUUCAAGAACUACUUUGAUGGGGAAGGACAAGUGCGCAUGAUCGUGUGUGUGAACCCGAAGGCUGAAGAUUAUGAAGAGAGCCUGCAAGUCAUGAGAUUUGCAGAGGUGACUCAAGAAGUCGAAGUGACAAGACCAGCAGACAAGGCUAUCUGUGGUCUGACACCUGGAAGACGGUACAGAAACCAGGUUCGGGCUGGUCCAGUCGGAGACGAACUGCUGGUUACAGAUGUGGUUCUACAGAGCUUUCCACCAUUACCUUCCUGUGAGAUUCUGGACGUCAAUGAUGAGCAGACUCUUCCCAAACUGAUUGAAGCAUUAGAGAAACGACACCACCUACGGCAGAUAAUGGUUGAUGAGUUUAACAAACAAGCAACACAUUUUAAAACUUUGUUGCAAGAAUUUGACAGUACUGUUUUAAAUAAAGAAAACUACAUUCAAGGAAAACUAAAUGAAAAAGAAAAGGUGAUCUCAGGACAGAAAUUGGAAAUAGAACAACUGGAGAAGAAAAACAGAACUUUAGAAUAUAAGAUUGAAAUCCUAGAAAAAACAACUACUAUAUAUGAAGAAGAUAAACGCAAUCUGCAGCAGGAACUUGAAACACAGAAUCAAAAACUUCAGCGGCAGUUUUCCGAUAAGAAGAGAUUGGAGGCUAGGUUGCAGGGCAUGGUGACAGAAACGACGAUGAAAUGGGAGAAGGAAUGCGAACGUCGGGUGGCAGCCAAACAGCUGGAGAUGCAAAACAAACUCUGGGUCAAAGACGAAAAGCUGAAACAAUUGAAGGCAAUAGUCACUGAGCCUAAAGCCGAGAAGCCAGAGAGACCCUCUCGGGAGCGGGACCGAGAAAGAGUCACUCAGAGAUCUGUUUCUCCGUCUCCAGUCCCUCUUUCUAGUAACUAUAUUGCUCAGAUUCCGAACGGCCAGCAACUCAUGAGCCAGCCACAGCCACAUAGGCGCUCUAACUCUUGCAGCAGCAUUUCUGUAGCUUCCUGUAUUUCCGAAUGGGAGCAGAAAAUUCCCUCCUACAACACGCCUGUCAGUGUCACAUCCAUUGCGAGGCGUAGGCAGCAGGAGCCAGGACAAAGUAAAACUUGUAUGGUGUCAGACAGAAGGCGAGGGAUGUACUGGACUGAAGGCAGGGAGGUGGUUCCCACGUUCAGGAAUGAGCUAGAAGUAGAAGAGGAUCAUCUCCGCAGGGUCCUCUUUGAACCUGAUCAGACUGCACCACCAAUCCGUCACCGACACAGGCGAUCACGCUCUGCGGGAGACAGAUGGGUAGAUCAUAAGCCUGCCUCUAACGUGCAAACUGAGACAGUCAUGCAGCCACAUGUCCCUCACGCCAUCACAGUCUCUGUUGCAAACGAAAAGGCACUAGCUAAGUGUGAGAAGUACAUGCUGACCCACCAGGAACUAGCCUCCGAUGGGGAGAUUGAGACUAAGCUGAUAAAGGGUGAUGUUUAUAAAACAAGGGGCGGUGGACAGUCUGUUCAGUUUACGGAUAUUGAGACAUUAAAACAAGAAUCACCAACUGGUCGGAAACGAAGAUCUUCCGCAGUAGUGCCUGCCCCGCCAGACGGGACCGAGUCUGAGUGGACCGAUGUGGAAACAAGGUGCUCUGUGGCUGUGGAGAUGAGAGCAGGCUCUCAGCUGGGACCUGGGUAUCAGCACCAUGCACAACCCAAGCGCAAGAAGCCAUGAACUGACCAUCUCAGUUGUGAGACGUUUCCAUCUGCGCUGGUGCUGUCUGUCUGCGGAACCAUGCUGGACUAGCUUUGCUGCCUCUCACGUACCUCAGCACACCGCACACUGGCCUAGAUCAAAGAUCCCCUGCUGUUCCGAGACAGCUAUGAUUUGAGAGACUUCAUGACAUGCCUUGCCGUAUUUAAUAUUAAUAGUGGAGAACGACUUUGUCUAUUGCUAUAUGAACUGCUUUCUUAUAAUAUUUUUGUAUAUUUAUUAUAUACUUGAUAAACUAAUUCAUGAAAGUUUGUCUUCUCUGAUUAAGGAAGAAUAUAUCUAGAUCACACUUCAUUUUUUGGUUGUGACUUUUCUUGCUCUGAGUAUUUUUAUAUUUUUUAUUUUAUAAGGUUGUUCACAAUUUUUGAUUACAUUUAAUAUUCAAACACCAAUCCCACCACCAUUACACCUUCCCACCACCAAAUUCGGGAUGUUUCUAUCCCAAACCCUAAUCCCUGUCCCAAAGCACAACCGAAAUAAUAUAUUUUGUCUAUUAUGAAAAACCGCUGA
Molecule: messenger RNA, 3592 nt
Organism: Sorex araneus (European shrew)
Lineage: Eukaryota; Metazoa; Chordata; Mammalia; Eulipotyphla; Soricidae
Gene: KIF23
Product: kinesin family member 23
Exons: 24
Coding region: 122-3043 (973 amino acids)
Biological process (GO): microtubule-based movement
Cellular component (GO): microtubule; kinesin complex; nucleus
Molecular function (GO): microtubule motor activity; microtubule binding; ATP binding
Source: RefSeq, a predicted model, not a curated record